Messenger RNA from Mytilinidion resinicola, 804 nucleotides. RefSeq names its product ubiquitin-like protein. Lineage: Eukaryota; Fungi; Ascomycota; Dothideomycetes; Mytilinidiales; Mytilinidiaceae. The record is from RefSeq and is a predicted model, not a curated record. The transcript has 3 exons. The coding region runs from base 1 to 804 and encodes 267 amino acids.
AUGGCGACGUCGUCUGAGCAGCUCACAGUGACCGCGCCGAGCGCCAACCUGCCGGCGCAGCAAUCUGUAGCGGAAGGGUCUGACGGUACUGCGCGAGGUACCACGCCAGUGGAGAUGCGGACGCUGGCAUCGGCGUUACAAUCUACCGCCCAGCCCAUAUCCUCUGGUCCUCCUCAACUAUCGCUACCACCGAAGGGAGAGUCGUCAUUGUCGCAGGAUAUCGCGGAGGCAAGGUCGGAAGGGGCAACACCAACACAGAAGACUACAGCGCAGCCAUCGUCAUCGACAGCGCAGACCGCCGAAGCUCCUGCCCUUACAACCACCGUGACGAAUGAGGGAAUCGGGCCCAAUACAGACAGCCCAGUCAUAGCAGCGGCGACGAAUCCAGAUAUCUCGGAAGGCCCAGUCAUCACAAUAACACUGCUCCUCACAAACGGCGCAAGGCACCCGUACAGGGUGGAUGGGAAAUAUCUGAAGAGGCGUAAGAUCGCUGUGGAGGAGAAUGAUCCACGUAAUAUUAGUGUUUACACGCUUAAAGAGCUGAUAUUGCGCGAUUGGCGGUCAGAAUGGGAAGCGAAACCCUCGUCGCCGAGCUCGAUACGGCUGAUACACUUUGGGCGCAUGUUGGAUGAUAAGGUGCCACUCAAAGACUGCCGUUUCCAAACAGAAUCGCCAAACGUGGUGCAUAUGACCAUAAAGCCACAAGAAAUCGUUGACGAAGAAGAAACAAGAACGGGUAAGGGUGGCAGCCGCAGAGACGGCGACGACGAAACACACGCCGGAUGUCGCUGUGUGAUCCUAUAA